Messenger RNA from Pichia membranifaciens NRRL Y-2026, 1905 nucleotides. RefSeq lists its product as hypothetical. Gene Ontology annotation, molecular function: oxysterol binding. The transcript has a single exon. Gene Ontology annotation, biological process: exocytosis; endocytosis; maintenance of cell polarity. Bases 341 to 1597 code for a protein of 418 amino acids. Gene Ontology annotation, cellular component: membrane; intracellular membrane-bounded organelle; cytosol. NCBI's taxonomy places the organism in Eukaryota, Fungi, Ascomycota, Pichiomycetes, Pichiales, Pichiaceae. The record is from RefSeq and is a predicted model, not a curated record.
GCCAGAAAGCGAGCUCGGCGAGAACGAGCGGGAGCGAGCACGAGAGGGAGAAAAAUCGGUGCCUCUGUUGAGGAUCGGUAUACACCUUGGAAGGGAGGACCACGGGGACGGUGUGGUGGAGGGCCUGAAGAACACGCCAAGUCCCGCUUGCUAAAUUAGUUGCUGUCCGGCAUUGCGUGAGGCUCCCGAACUGCUCAGAACCCCCGUGCACUCCGACCAGGACCAGCGAGAGAUUGCCCUCGUCCACAAACUACCACACACUAGGCCACGCAUAACACAUUAGGUCGCCAUAGCACAUUAUAGCAUAGCACAGUAGCGGACUCCAUUCCUCUGCACCACCAUGACUUCUGCAGCCAGCUGGACCACGUUUAUAAAGUCGAUUGCCUCCUACAACGGAGACUUGUCGUCAUUGACUGCGCCACCGUUCAUUCUAUCGCCCACCUCGCUUGUCGAAUACUCGCAGUACUGGUCCGAACAUGUGGACUUGUUGCUGGAGCCCAACUUCAUUGUGGACUCGGACGACGACCCGGUCGAGCUAAAGCGCAUGAUUGCCGUCACGAGAUGGUUCAUCUCGACCUUGAAGUCGCAGUACUGCUCGCGGAACGAGACCCUCGGGGGUGAGAAGAAGCCGUUGAACCCCUUCCUUGGCGAGAUCUUUGUCGGGAAGUGGGAAGACACGUCGAAGGAGCAGAAGUUGGGCGAAACCAUCCUGGUCAGCGAGCAGGUGAGCCACCACCCGCCAAUCACCGCAUACGCCGUUGAAAACAAGAAGAACAAUACCAUCCUAGAAGGCUACAACGGCGUCAGAGCGUCCAUGUCCACCACCGCCUUGAACGUCAGACAGUUUGGCCAUGCGCUCCUUGAAUACAGAAACUUGGACGAAACCUAUUUGGUCACGUUGCCUCCCCUACACAUCGAAGGGAUUUUGGCUUUUUCUCCGUUUGUCGAACUAGAACAAAAAUCAUAUAUCCAAUCUUCUGCUGGUUACUAUACAGUCAUUGAGUAUUCCGGAAGGGGAUAUUUCUCCGGUAAGAAAAACACCUUCAAGGCACGUAUCUUCAAAAGCUACGAAGAAUCCCUCAAGAAAGAAAAGGCCCUCUACACAAUCUCUGGCCAGUGGUCUGAAAAAUCGGCAAUCGCCAAGGGCUCGUCCUCCCCUUCAUCCUCCAAGGGCGAGACCUUCUUUGAUGCCUCCAACUACGAAGCCCAGCAUUUGACUGUCAAGCCAAUUGAUGAUCAGCAUCCCUUGGAGAGCCGUAAGGCCUGGAAAGACGUCGCUGAGGCCAUCCGUAAGGGUGACUUCGACCUGAUUCAUGAAGAAAAAUCCAAACUUGAAAACAAGCAGAGGGAGUUACGUAAAGCGGAGGAAGCAAAUAAUGCAAAAUGGGCUCGCAGAUGGUUCGAUGAGGUCGAUUACUCCAAAGACUCUUUAGAUAACGAUAUUUUCAUCACGUUGUCCAACUUGGCCCAUCUAUCGAUCAAAAACGUUGCAUCGGGUGUUGAUUCGGGUAGUGCUAAAAACGAUGAUGUUGAGGGCAUGUCACACUGGAGAUUUGUUCCUGAGUCCUUCGACAAGGAAACCGAAAUUAAGAUAUGAAAGCGUUGAAUGCCCUCCAAGUCUUUUGUCUACCUCUUUGAUUUUACCCCUCUCUUUUAACCUCCUUGUUAUUGUUGUUCAUAUAUAGUGGUGAGCUAGCAACACAUUCAGUUUGUCUUUUUUUGUUCUUUAUAUAGUUAUUCUAUAUUAAAACAAGCAACGUAAUGAUUCAAUCAAAAAAUACCCUUCAUCAAAAAGGAGCUUUUUAAUGCAAGACAUUAUAUUCACAUUUAGAUAAGACAAGUAUGUAACGUAAAUUAAGUAUGAACGGGAGAGGCAAGAAGGGUAUAUAAACUAUAAUGGUAUUU